CUGCGGUUCUCGUUUCAGUUCAGUUUGUGGAGAACAUUGACGGCGUUGAGGUGCAAUUGUAAUUUGUUGCUCGUUCGGUCUGUGAUUUAUAUGUUUGUCCCGAAAUCAUAAUUAUUCGAACUGCAACAUCAUCGGUAGCAUUUUCUUAACUUUAACAAUUGAGUGAUUGCUGUCCACAACAUUUUACGGUCGGUUCGGCCGAAUUAAUAGAAAGAAAAGUGAAUAAGUGGAAAGAAUAAGAACAACAAAUCGUUGGUUCAAUUCGGAAACGAAACACAAAAUAAUAUUGAAAUUUAACACAGACAAAUAGAACGAAAAUGAACAUAGAAUCGAUGUGAAGUGAAAAUUUUAUGUGUGUAUUUCAUUCACAACACUUUAUCUUGUGUAAGGUGUAAUAAUAAAUAAAAGUUUGUUUCUAAGUAGGAGUACAUAAGUGGAUGUUGUGAAUGAUUCAAAUAAAUUAAUUAUCACGCAAAAAUACAAGCAGCUCGUUAACAUUGUAUGUACAAUAUUCAUAAAAUAACAAAUGAAAAAAUGAAGUCGCGCAAACUUAAAGACGUUGUGGCUUUCUUCAAACAAUAAUUCUUUUGAAUGAGAUUGUUCAGUGUAAAUUUUCGGAAUAUUAUAAACAACCAACGGCGAUUGUAAUCUCUCUGGAUAAUUUAUAUCGUCCGAUUUUGUUGGAUCUACUUUGGGAGAACACGGGAAUCAUGUCGAACUGAAAAGAAUAAAUUGCAACCAAUGAUGUAUGACAUCCCGAUAGCGGAAAUGACGAUAUAUUGAGAAAAUUGCUGAAUGCGAAGCGACAAAAGCAUCGAACGUUGGACCUAAUUUUUAGAUAUUAAUUUCAAUACCGAAACGAUUGAGCCAAAACAAACACUAUGAUGACUACCAGAUUGCACAUUUUCAUUAUUUUAACGAUAGCUGUGAAUGCAAUAGCUGGCGACAGUAUACACAGCGGUGUGGAACCGCUGCCUGCUAUACCUGCUAUACCAAAAGAUCCAAAUUCCAGAUGUGAAGAGAUAAGACUGACCAUGUGCCGUGGAAUCGGUUACAAUUUAACAUCGUUUCCAAACGACAUGAAUCACGAUACUCAGGAGGAAGCUGGCCUUGAAGCGAAUCAAUUUGUGCCAUUGGUUGAAAUGAAAUGCUCGCCAGACCUGCGAUUCUUCUUAUGCUCACUUUAUAUGCCAAUUUGUAUCGAAGACUAUCACAAACCUCUUCCAGUGUGUCGUUCAGUGUGUGAACGAUCCCGUUCUGGAUGUGCUCCGAUUAUGCAACAAUACAGUUUUCAAUGGCCGGAACGGAUGUCCUGCGAUCGAUUUCCGGUGUCAGGCGAUCCGGAAAAUUUGUGUAUGGAACCGAAAGAUGAAGGUGGCAGUAUGUCGGGUGGAUCCAGUGGAAGUGGAAGCAGCAGUGGCGGCAUGAGUGGUUCGGGCACGAGUGGACCGAAGAAAACAACGCCAAAAGACAAAUGCAAGGGUAAAAAUUCAAAAAACUGCCAAAACACCCCAGGGGAAAAGGCAAAGGAAUGCGGUUGCCGAUGCAAAGCACCGCUGGUUCCCCUGGGGAAGGACAACAACUAUUACAACACAAGUGUCGCAAGGGUCGCAAACGUACCAAACUGCGGCAUUCCGUGUCACGGGGCGUUCUUCACAAACGAAGAAAAGGACUUCGCGCAAGUGUGGAUAGUCCUGUGGUCGGGACUAUGCUUCGUCAGCACGCUAAUGACACUAACCACAUUCAUUAUCGACACGGAAAGGUUCAAAUAUCCUGAGAGGCCGAUUGUGUUUUUGUCGUUGUGCUACUUUAUGGUUGCCGUUGGUUAUUUGUCGAGAACGGUUUUCGGUCAUGAGCAAAUAGCCUGCGAUGGACGUGCCAUUAAAUAUGCAUCAACUGGGCCUGGAUCUUGUACGCUCGUUUUUCUACUAAUUUAUUUCUUCGGCAUGGCUUCAUCAGUAUGGUGGGUCGUUCUUGCAUUCACUUGGUUUUUGGCUGCAGGACUAAAGUGGGGAAACGAGUCGAUUGCUAAACACUCUCAGUAUUUCCAUUUGGCUGCGUGGUUGAUACCUACGUUACAAUCGGUAUCUGUCUUAUUAAUGGCAGCAGUCGAUGGCGAUCCAAUUGCAGGAAUCUGCUAUGUGGGUAACUUGAAUACCGAACAUUUGAAAACGUUCGUACUGGCACCAUUGUUCGUUUACCUUGUCGUUGGCACAACAUUUUUAAUGGCUGGAUUUGUAUCGCUAUUCCGGAUUCGAUCGGUGAUAAAGCAACAGGGAGGAAUCGGUGCUGGAGCAAAGGCUGACAAAUUGGAAAAACUGAUGAUUCGAAUCGGUAUAUUUAGCGUGCUAUAUACGGUCCCUGCCAUGAUCGUAAUUGCGUGCAGCUUGUACGAGGCUGCAUUUUUCGAGGACUGGAUGACUGGCAUUGCAUGCCCAUGCAAAGCUGCUGUAGGACCACGCAAAAAACCGUUAUACUGGGUGCUCAUGUUAAAAUACUUCAUGGCGUUGGCCGUUGGUAUUACGUCAGGUGUGUGGAUCUGGUCGGGCAAAACAGUUGAUUCGUGGAAGAGGCUGUGGAAACGUUUAUUCGGCUCGCCCGACCGAACCGGUGCCAAUCAAGCUCUAAUCAAACAACGACCGCCAGUGCCAUAUCCGUAUGCUGGUUCUGGAAUGGGCGUUCCCGGAUCAACAGCUGCUUCAUUGCUAGCCACACCAUACACACAGGCUGUUGGUAGCGUUGCAUCCACAAGCCAUCACCACUUGCACCAUCAUGUACUGAAACAACCACCGCCCAGCCAUGUAUGACCUGGAGAUAUUGGCGGCACAUCAGUCACUGGAACUGGUUCCGUCGUUGAUCCGCGCGCCGUCUCCGUUGUCGUUACAUUGCCCGGACCACAUCCCGGUCAAGCGUUAUCCGACUACGGUCCUAUAUAGUUAACGGUGCGACCAGACACUGCUCGUUGGAUACAAAGCAGUAGCUUCAGUCAACUAUAAAGUGUGUCUCGCGAACAGUGAAUCAGCAGCGACUCAUUUGGAUAAUAAAUUAGCAUUUUCGUAGUCGUGUGUGUGAAGAUCGUGUCGCAUCCAAUACAUAUAUGCAGCUCUCUCUAGUCCAUAAUUUUAAAUAAUUUUACAUUAAAAAAUCUAAUGAAAGAAAGAAACAAAACAGGCGGUUCGGUUACGUAUUUUUGGUUUAGAAUGGCACACGACACACCUUAUCUCAGUGUGUGUUGGACUAAAAGGAGAAAGAAGUUUCGACCUUUUUUUGUACAUAAAAUGAUUCAGUUCUUCAUAUCGUUUUUAUUAUUAUUAUGUCAACAUAAAGAGAAUUGGGUUUUCAAUUUGAAAAUGAAUGGAAAUUUUUGGUUAAUCAAUUCAUUUAUAGUUGUAGAAGAAAAAAACAAACAAAACAAAGCAAAAUUGUGGAGUUAAUCUCAGUGCAUAUACAUAUACUAUUGAGAUGAAUGAGAUGUUAAAUAGAAGAUAGCAACUAGCAAUAUUUAUAAUAAAUUAUUGUAGACGAACGGUUUAUAUAAAAAUUAGUGCAUAACACAGACUAGAAUGGACCAUAUUUGAUGAAUGUUUUUCUUUUUGUUUCGGAUAAGUGUUCUAAAAUAUUAUAUUAAAAAUUGGUAUAUGUGUUGGCAAAGUAAUAAUUCUUGAAUUAAAAGAUGAAAAUUUCUAUUGAAAAAAAAUUUUAAAAAAAAUUGAAUUGAAAAACACUGCCCUCCAACCAAUGGAACCUUUCUAAUUUCCACUUACUAAAAAUAUCAAAAUGCUAAUUAAUUAAUAAAAAAAUAAAACCCAGAGAUAUUUGACGAAAAACAAUAAACCAGAGCCACAACAAAAACAAUUUUUUUGAUUGUAUAAAUUUACAACAAACAAAAAAGAAGAAAAAAAUUGAAGACCUCAGCAAAGGUGCAUUUUUGAAAUUUUGAUACGUAAUUUAGGUGAUAGCAUCCAGAUUUAUAAAA
Bradysia coprophila is the source of this 3976-nucleotide messenger RNA. RefSeq names its product frizzled 2 (gene fz2). Gene Ontology annotation, biological process: non-canonical Wnt signaling pathway; canonical Wnt signaling pathway. The record is from RefSeq and is a predicted model, not a curated record. Gene Ontology annotation, cellular component: plasma membrane. Gene Ontology annotation, molecular function: Wnt receptor activity; Wnt-protein binding. Lineage: Eukaryota; Metazoa; Arthropoda; Insecta; Diptera; Sciaridae.